UUCAAUUGUAAGUUUUUUUUUAAUGCAUAUAAUUGGAGUAUGUACAUAUUUCUCUGUCAUAAUAAUAAAAUAACAUAACUCCUUAAAUAUUUAAAGUUUCGAACUGAAUCGUAUUUUGCUUAAAACAUUUGAUAACUAAAUUAUGAUUUAAAACCAAAAUGGUUUAUAAAAUAUUUCUAUUGAUAAAACCUAAUUUUUUGAACUGUAAGUAAUGUGAAAAAUACAACAUUAAAAAGACCUCGCUAACCUAUUAAUAAGUAUUUUCACAAUGAAUUCUCAAGUCUGUGUUAAUUGUUUUAAUAAAAAGGCUGUUAAUCAGACGGACAAUCGGCUAGUAACUGAAAGUUGUGGUCAUAUUAAGUGUAUGGACUGUUUACUUCAUGAAAAAUCGGGUUGUCUUGCUUGUUUGAGAAAUGAGAGUGAAGAAACAAAAACUGUAGUAUUGGAGAAUGAAAAUAAAGAUGCUGAACUGGGUACGACUUAUGAAGUUCCCAUAGAAACUGAAAUAAUUCAUAAAGAAGACCAGAUUGAUUUAGAAAAUUUAAGUAUGAAAAAGUUGGAAUAUGCACACAUCAAAAUAGAGAUGGAUGGGGGUAAAAGGUGCUACACAUGUACAAUUUGUAAAAAAAAGUUCUACUCUCGAAGUCAAGUUUGCUAUCACGCCUUUUGUAAUGGACAGAAGAAGCCUCACCACUGUCAGCAGUGUAAACAGAGUUUUGCAUCACUUUCCCACUACAAGUACCACAUGCGUGUCCACAACCAGGAGCGCUCUUACACGUGCGAGGUUUGCGGAGCCGCAUUCUAUCAGAUGUCCAAGCUCAAGAGACAUAGACUUAAACACACCAAAGAAAAGAACUAUCCGUGCAAUGAAUGCAGUAAAGCGUUCAACAAUCACUCGUCGCUCCGCAAGCACAUGUUGACGCACACGCAGGAGCGGCCCUACGUCUGCGCCACGUGCGGCCGGCGCUUCCGAGACGGCUCCAACUAUAAGAAACACGUCGAUAAGCACAAGAAACGAUGCACCACGUGCGGCGAGGAGCUGCGCGAGGAUGCGGGGGAGCACCGCUGCCGCGCGGGGGGCGCCGGCCUGCGCGCGCACGCCUGUCCGCGCUGCCGGAAAGCCUUCCACUCGCGCAAGGACAUGCGCAGGCACGCCGCCAUACACUCCGAUUCAAAGCCAUUCAGAUGUAAAGCUUGCCCAGAAGAACGGCGCUUCAGACGAAAAGACAACCUGGAGCGACACAUCCGCAACGCGCACCCCGACUGCGCGCCGUCCGCCGCGGCCGAGUGCGACCUGGGCGCGCUGCAGAGCGUCGCCCGCCACGCGCUCGCCGCCGACGACGCCGACCCGCCCGCCGCCCGCCUCGCCCUCGCGUCGCCCGACCACUGCUACGACCGGACGGAGAAGAUCAGGCUCGAAAUCCUCAAUCCCCUGCCGCCGCUCCCGCAGGAGGUCAUUCGCCAGCACAUAGACGUGGCCGUCGCGCCGGACGCGAAGGUGAUGAAUAAUUCCGAGAGUGUGGUCGACAAGAAGUCCAUCAUCGAAGCGAAUAAUGCGCGCGAGAGCGUCAUCGUGGAGAAGCGGAACACGGAUGGUGAUAAGAAAGUCGAAAAGAUGAGUCCGGAGAACGAGUAUGUACACAAGAUCCGUAAGGCAAUAAUUCCUCUACCUCCGAUAGACCAAGAGAAGUUCCGCAGCGUUCAAAGAGGAUUGAUACCGCCCAGCGUGACGACUGCCCCGUCUAUAAAAAAUAUGGAAAUUUAUAAGAAGAUUUUGUAUGAGAAAAUAGAGAAGGAUACGACUGAGGUUAUACAGAACCCAAAAAUGCAUUGGAGGAGGAAGAUGGAGCAGGAUAUUAAUUAAUAUGAAAUGUAAAGGCUGACACUGGAUAGCGAAGCGAUCCGGACUGGUAUUGUUUUGUAAUCUUAAAACUUAGAAACAUAAAAUUUAUAAAUAUUUUUAUCAAAGUUAUACUGGAAAAUGAAGCAUUCAUUUUCUUUGUCGUUUGUCGUAGAAAAGAUAAGUUAUAAACAGGGAUAAGAUAUAAACAUGUAAUUCAUUAUAUAUUAUAAUAAUAGCAAUCUUUAAAAUGUUUGAAAUAACAUCGAAAAUACAAUCAUAGAAAUUUUAGAUACUUAUGAAACAUUAAGAAGUUUGAUAGAUUUAUUGGUCGCUAGAAGCGGAUGGUGUUAUAAACGACCAAUGAGCGUUCGGCAUUUAGUUACUUUGUUCAACGUUUCAGUAACUGGAUGUAAAUUUUAAAGGUUGGCUCAUUUGAGUGACUUAAUUAAGAGCGACUUACACGAUAGCAGCUCAGCGAAGAAUGCGUAUAGAGCUUUACGUCGAGUUCGUAUAGUCUAUUCGGAACCCGAUCCCAAUGUCUUGGAAUUGUGAAAUAAGUAUUAAUUAUUAUAUUAUUUUAUCAAUCCGGUACCACUCCAUACCUAACACUUCUAAUUCAAGAAGUAAAAGAUAACUAAUCUUACAUUUGCAUAUUCGUUUUGCUAAUAGCUCUGUUAUAUUAUACACUACAAACAGUUUUUGUUUAGUAUUUAUUUGUAAUUCGACAAAAUUCCUCAUAACUACUUAUAUCUCCUUUAUUUUAACUGCCAAAGUUUUCUUGAAAUUUUGGCAACAACUGCGCCGACAAUCGAUGCCUUUUCUUCAAGAAUGCAUAAUGACCAUAGAUUAUACAAGAUCGAUUUAAUGUCAAAGUUGUUAUUUUUUCUUUACUUGUCGAGUUUAUUGGGCAACGUAUGUGAUAUGUGAGCAUGCAAAUUCUUGUGUUGUUACGAAACAUCGAAUAAUAAGCAAUAUUCACGAAAAUGCCUCUGGAUAUGAUGUGUAGAAUGUAUUUAUAGGUACUGCUGACGUGUUGAUUUUGUGAAAUAUAAAUAAUUUAUCCAAU
Molecule: messenger RNA, 2909 nt
Organism: Vanessa tameamea
Lineage: Eukaryota; Metazoa; Arthropoda; Insecta; Lepidoptera; Nymphalidae
Product: zinc finger protein 675-like
Exons: 7
Coding region: 269-1864 (531 amino acids)
Biological process (GO): regulation of transcription by RNA polymerase II
Cellular component (GO): nucleus
Molecular function (GO): DNA-binding transcription factor activity, RNA polymerase II-specific; sequence-specific DNA binding
Source: RefSeq, a predicted model, not a curated record